AUCAAAUUAAUAAAUAUCCUUUGUUUGUGUCUCAUCGACUUUAUAAGACUUUAUUAAAAAAUGACUAGUGAAUACCGCUUUUGCCACAAUAAGAAACGUAGACUGCUAUCCCAUUCACAGAUCAUCCUUGUUUCAAGUGAUUCAAUUACAGCUGAUACUCAAGAAAAAACUGAUAAGCUCAUGCAAAACUUGGUAGAUGAGCACCUAUUAUUUAUGAAUCUGAAGGCGAACAACAUGGUCUCUAGUGAUGAUCUGCGGAUGUCGCUGAUGGUGGCCAGGCAAGAGUGUUUGGUGCUGCAAGUUUUGUUCUUUUUACACUUAACUUCUGUCCGCUCAGCAACCACGUUGUUGCAUAGUGGUCCAUGGAAGAAACCAGCUACCGACAUUGAUCCAACUACUGGCGUUCCUUGUUAUGAAGAUUAUUGUGACAGUGAUUAUCUUCUAGAGCAUAUCAAAUCAAAAAGUCAAGCGGCAAAGAAGCUUUCAGCAACUCGUCAUGAAGAACUUACUCUUGAACAGUCUAAUACUCUAAAUCAAAAUUGGCUCGAGCAUCCUCAUUUACGAUACUGCGGAUCUAAAAUGUUAGCAGGGGCCAUUUUAGUUGAGGGCCCAAAUUCAAUUUUAUUGAACACUGUUGAACCGUAUUCUCGCGACCCUUUGCUUGACGCCCAUUAUGAAAGAUUGACUGUUGGCCAGUCAAUAUUUCCAACGUCACUUGGUAUUUACGGAUUCUUAUCAUUUUGUUUGGUUGAUACACAGGACGGGAGAAAGUUAAUAGUAGGAACUCGAACUUGCAAUUUCCUCAUUACAUCAAGUAUGCGCCUGGACGUUCACUCUAUUAAUCUUGGACCAUCAACCACUCACUUCACCCCAACAAAGAAAACAAGGCUAUUUCUUGACAAGGCUUCACUUGAUAUCGUCAAAACAAUGCUUCAAGACGAAACCGUCAACCAGUGCCAACAAAUGCCUAUUUUAUACCAAUUGUGAUAAUUGAGAAUAAAAAGGG
Mucor mucedo is the source of this 1006-nucleotide messenger RNA. RefSeq lists its product as uncharacterized. The record is from RefSeq and is a predicted model, not a curated record. The transcript has 2 exons. The coding region runs from base 61 to 987 and encodes 308 amino acids. Lineage: Eukaryota; Fungi; Mucoromycota; Mucoromycetes; Mucorales; Mucoraceae.